AGGGAAAGAGGAAAAAGAAGAGGAGGAAAUCCACGUAGCCUGUCUCGCAUCGAAACAGUCCUGUCGCGUCUCGUCGUCCUCAAUGUGGUCGUCUGUGUAAAGAAACCACUGCUUUCCCAGUCCGAGGACGACGGUGGUCACAGUGGCGGGGUAGCGCGGGGGACACCCACACCGGUCCCGACAAAAAAAAUGGAGCUGGAGGACGGAGUUGUGUACCAGGACGACCCGGGGACAUCAGCGAUGAUGUCGGAGCGGGUGUCGGGCCUGGCCAACUCCAUCUACCGCGAGUUCGAGAGGCUCAUCGGCCAAUACGACGAGGACGUGGUGAAGGAGCUGAUGCCGCUGGUCGUGGCCGUGCUGGAGAACCUGGACUCGGUGUUCGCGGAGAACCAGGAGCACGAGGUGGAGCUGGAGCUGCUGAAGGAGGACAACGAGCAGCUCAUCACCCAGUACGAGCGGGAGAAGGCGCUGAGGAAACACGCGGAGGAGAAGUUCAUUGAGUUUGAGGACACUCAUGAACAGGAGAAGAAGGACCUGCAGAACCAUGUGGACCGAAUGGAGUCUCACUCUCGGCAACUGGAGCUCAAGAUCAAGAACCAUGCAGACCAGAUCGGCAGGUUAGAAGAGCGAGAGCUGGAGCUCAAGAAGGAAUACAACUCCCUCCAUCAGAGACACACAGAGAUGAUCCAUAACUAUAUGGAGCAUGUAGAGAGGAUCAAACUGCAGCAGAUUAAUGAGACUUCAGAGUCCAGCGCGGCCGGCAGAGUCAGGAGAGAAAGGCCUCUCUCUUUGGGGAUUUUCCCCUCAUCUGGCGGGGCAUCUCUACUCAUCCCGGACCCCCAGGCCAGAGCAGAGACACCGGGCACAGAGGGCUGGAGGUUGACAGACACAACGCAGCCACGGUCCAACACUAGCCUCAAGCAGUUGGACUUUGUCGACCCCCCAAAGGAAAGGGAGGGUAAGAGUGCACAGGAUUCUACUUGGGGGAAUUCACUGGCAGACGACUGCAAGGAUGAGUUGUCGGACCUCCCCGGCUCCAAGUCGGCCACACCGAUGUCCACGGCCGCCUCAGACGCGGAGAGGGAAGGUGGGAACAGUAAGAGUGCUGAGGUGCAGGCUGCACCAGGGACUAGAUCCAUAUCAGUGGGUUUGCCUGAAAACGAGGACAGCUCGGACAUGCAGGACAUUAUUGAGUCCACCCCUGAGCUGGACAUGGAUCUCGCUGGAUACAAGCUAUGCAGUACCCCUACCAAAGGCAUCGAGAACAUGGCGUUUGACCGCAACACAGAAUCUCUGUUCGAGGAGCUGUCAUCUGCAGGCACUGGGCUCAUAGGGGAUGUGGAUGAAGGGGCCGACCUGCUGGUGGAGUACUCUGACCUUAGUUUGAUUGGUAUGGGCCGGGAAGUUGAAAAUCUAAUCCAAGAGAAUUCACAGCUGCUUGAGACAAAGAAUGCCCUGAACGUGGUGAAUAAAGACCUGAUAUUGAAGCUGGAUGAGUUGACCUGUGAGAAGGAGAUGUUGCAGGGAGAGCUGGAGGCCGUGCUGCAGGCCAAGGCCAAGCUGGAGGACAAGAGCCGAGAGGUGGAGGAGGAACUCAAAAAAGUGCGACUGGAGAUGGAGGAAGUAAAACAGAAAACAAAAGAAGAGGAGGAUAGCGAUGUACCCACAGCCCAGAGGAAGCGCUUCACCAGAGUGGAAAUGGCCAGGGUGCUGAUGGAGAGAAACCAGUACAAGGAGAGGCUGAUGGAGCUGCAGGAAGCUGUGCGGUGGACAGAGAUGAUCAGGGCCUCGAGGGAAAAUCCAACACUGACAGAAAAAAAGAAGUCCAGCAUCUGGCAGUUCUUCAGCAGACUGUUUAGCUCCUCCUCCAGUGCCCCUGCCGUGAAGAAGGUGGAGUCCCAGUCCAACGUGAAAUACAACACCCCGUGCGGCAUGGUGAAGAGGAGUAGCACCUUCUCCCAGUUCCCCACAGAGAAGUCCAAGACCUUUGACUUCCUCAAUGAAGAAAAGGACCAGUGCAGCUCACCGUCGCGUAAGGAACAGAAGAGAGCCCAGUACCGACAAGUCAAGGCCCACAUGCAGAAGGAGGAUGGACGAUUGACCGCACAUGGCUGGAGCCUGCCCAGCAAAUGCAAGGUGGCAAAUGGUGGACAGAUGGAGAACAAAAUCAACUUACCUGUACCAGUGUACUUGAGACCACUGGAUCAGACGGAUGCUUCUAUGAAGCUCUGGUGUGCUGCAGGGGUCAACCUGUCUGGCGGGAGGAUAUCGGACCUUCCUAAGCAGACGAAGGGCUCUCAGAUUAGCCUGGACCAGCUGGAACAAGAGAAUAAGGUGAGAGAUCAGGAGAAAGUGGAGCAGGAGAAAGAGCUGAUGCUUCAGGAUGAGGUGUCCGGUAGGGUGUGGGUGUGCACAAGCACCCACUCCUCCACCAAGGUCAUGGUGCUGGAUGCCAGUCAGCCCUCUGACCUACUCGACAGCUUCUACGCCUGCAACACCCACGUCGUCUGCAUCGCAAGUGUGCCAGGGGUGUUGGAGACUGAUUAUCCGGCAGGUGAAGAGGUACCGCAUGAUCUGGAUGCGAGCCAAGGUGACAGGGUGUCACUGGCCGGCAGCGUGGCCAGUGUAGGCUCUACCGGCAGCGAUGGUGCCAUGGCAGCAGAGGGGACCACUGCCAUCCCCCAGACGGCCAGCUCAGGUUUCACAGACCAGCCGGCUGAGCACAGCGCCAUCUCUGGCUCAGUUGAGUUGUCCAGAGAGACUAGUCCGGCAGAAGAUGGGGUUCCUACGGCGGAAGAAGCGACAGAGGCAACAGAAGCGAAUGCUGGUGUGGGUGAGGAAGGAGAGGACGACCAGGGAGCAGAACAAAACCAGCCUGGAAUCUACACGGAGCAUGUGUUCACCGACCCACUGGGGGUGGGACCCACUGACUCCUUGCCUACUGACACACGGAGUGGCUCCGGGCAGGAUGGAGUGACUUCCUUCCCAAAAGACUCGGAGCCGCCAGAGGGGGAAGCCCUGAGGAUGAGCAGCGCCCUCCCCACCAUGUGGCUGGGAGCUCAGAAUGGAUGUCUGUAUGUCCACUCGUCUGUGGCACGAUGGAGGAAAUGUCUCCACGCCAUCAAGCUGAAGGACUCCAUCCUCGGCAUAGUACAUGUGAAAGGGAGAGUCCUGGUCGCGCUGGCCGAUGGGACAUUAGCAAUUUUCCACAGAAGCAUUGACGGUCAGUGGGACCUCACCAACUACCACCUGUUGGACCUGGGCCGGCCCCACCACUCCAUCCGCUGUAUGACCGUAGUCCAUGACAAGGUGUGGUGCGGCUACAGGAACAAGAUCUACGUCAUCCAGCCCACGGCUAUGAGGAUAGAGAAGUCAUUCGACGCUCAUCCUCGCAAGGAGAGCCAGGUGCGGCAGCUGGCCUGGGUCGGAGACGGUAUCUGGGUGUCCAUCCGCCUGGACUCAACGCUACGCUUGUUUCACGCCCACACCUUCCAGCACCUCCAGGACGUGGACAUCGAGCCCUACGUCAGCAAGAUGCUCGGUACGGGCAAACUGGGCUUCUCAUUUGUGAGAAUCACAGCUCUCGUGGUGUCCUGCAGCCGUCUGUGGGUGGGGACAGGAAACGGUGUCAUCAUCUCCAUCCCGUUGUCGGAAGCCAACAAGACAACGGGAAUUGUGCCAAAUCGGCCCGGCAGUGCUGUACGUGUUUACGGUGAUGACGGUUCCGACUGUGCCAUGCCAGGCAGCUUUGUGCCAUACUGCUCCAUGGCACACGCCCAGCUGUGUUUCCAUGGACAUCGAGAUGCUGUAAAGUUUUUUGUGACCGUGCCAGGACAGGCAAUGCCUCCUCCAGGUGGUGCAGACUCAGGCUCUGAUGACCCUCCAUCUGAGUCCUCUGACACGGUGACCUCCGAGCCCAAAACAUACCUGGUCAUGAGUGGAGGCGAAGGCUACAUUGACUUCAGAAUGGGUGAUGAAGGCGGUGUGUUGGACGGUUUAUCAGAGCCGACAGCCAAUCAGCAGUCAGCGCCCACCAAGGCUGAGCGGAGCCACCUCAUCGUCUGGCAGGUCACAGCUUCUAAUGAUUAAACGAAAAAAAAAAGACACACUGUUGUGUCAGUGCCAGGGCCGCCCUCCAAUCACCGCAUGUCCUCCUUUAAGUUUUUAAUUUGAUAUAACUGAUUGUUCUUAAUGCCUGAGUAGUUGACUACUUUGUAAAAAAAACAACAAUAUUUUUAGCCCAUGUUUUGUACAGUUUAUUCUUUAUGAUUUUGAAAUAGGUGAGGUUUAUGUCAACUCAAAGAAUACGUCCAUGGUCCAAGUGUUUCCUUCUGCUGGGUUUGCAUGUUGGAAAAGCAGGUGCAAAUAGGAAAAGACAGAGUCACUUCAUCUGAAACUGUUCGUGUGGUCGUUUCGCUCAGAAAUGUUAUAGUGGGUUAGAUGUGAAAAACAAAAAGGGAAAAGCACUCGAAGGAUUUGGGAGGAAUUGAGCAGCGAGCAGGAAGUUUUGAACAAAGUAAUAUUUUUUAUAACACACAUAAGACUUUUACAUUUGUAAACCACACGUGUGAACAUGUGUGAACAUCAGGUGUGUGAAUGGAUUCACUGGCGUCUUACCUGUGUUGAACAUCUUUAUUAUCUUUACCAUUAGGACUGUUUCUCAAAAUAUGAUACACAGAACGAUUCUACUGUUCUUUCAGCUGAGUAGAAAAGCAGCCUGCACGUACGAGUGGUCCACACACACACACACACACACAGAAAACAUUUACUCAAAUUAAAUGUGCUCCUUCCAAAGGUGGAAGGAUAAAACAUAAUCGUGAAGGUCGUAUUAAUAUUCAAUGACACCAGGCCUUAUUUGCCACAGGAUUAUGUUUUGUGUUAUGAAUAAUAUCAAAGCAGUUUGGGUACUUAAGGGUUUCCUAUGAAUAGAAGACCCACCUAACUGUACUUUAGGUUAGCACUAGUGUGUGUGUGUGUGUGUGUGUGUGUGUGUGUGUGUGUGUGUGUGUGUGUGUGUGUGUGUGUGUGUGUGUGUGUGUGUGUGUGUGUGUGUGUGUGUGUGUGUGUGUGUGUGUGUGUGUGUGUGUGUGUGUGUGUGUGUGUGUGUGUGUGUGUGUGUCCCUGCUCUGCCAUUUUAAACCUAAACCCUCCCUCGUCUUUGUGAGGAGAAUCUGCCUGUGCCACCAGUCUGGUUCUUCCCAUUUGCUUCAGCUUCAUUGGCACUUUAAGAUGUUAGUCGCUUGACGUUUUUGAAGAACGGUGACGUACGCUGCACUCCCGUCCUGUGUGCUAAAGGGAACAAAACUAACAAGUAUUCGUAGCGAGUCGACGCUCCAUUAACCAAAAGACGAUGGAAGAAGCACCGUGAAACUUUUUAGAAAAUCUUUUCCACGUUUAAGAGUCUUGAGUCUAAUAAUUUGAAGGUUUUACAUGUAUGUCUUAUGGAGAAAUAGGCUUGAAUAAGGGAAUCAGACUAAAAAUGUUUGUGGCACCUUUUAAUGGACAUGUGCGCAGCACUAAAGAGAGUAUCUCCUGAUUGCCUCAUCAUUCCUUGUUUUGUUGUUACAAAUGCAUUCGGAGGCCUGGAAGGCAAAUGUUGUUUUGUUUUGUUGCUUUGGGCAUUGUGCUUAUUUUGUAUUAAUCUGUGGAACACUUUCAUGAAGUAAUGUGUAUUUUAUUGAUGACAGUAACUUGCUAGAAGGAAUUCCAAUAUUGAGCAGGUGUUUUAAUUUGUUUUUAUAUCUGAACAUUUGGGCCAAGCUUGGUCUUCAGUCCAUUUCAAAAUAAUAACGUUAUAUUGUGUUUUUUCUUCUUUUCUUCUGCCAUUCCAGUAUUUAUUUCCUUUUGUUAUGGAGCCAGUCUUGGUUCAGAAUGUAACUUUCUACAUGAGCAAAAUAUGAUGGGAGGCCAUUGUAAACAGAAUAGUCCAGUGAGUUUACAUGAUUGUUAAUAAUGGUUAAAUAAAAGAAAUCAAUGGAA
Molecule: messenger RNA, 5979 nt
Organism: Scophthalmus maximus (turbot)
Lineage: Eukaryota; Metazoa; Chordata; Actinopteri; Pleuronectiformes; Scophthalmidae
Gene: spag9a
Product: sperm associated antigen 9a
Exons: 32
Coding region: 190-4089 (1299 amino acids)
Biological process (GO): vesicle-mediated transport
Cellular component (GO): cytoplasm
Molecular function (GO): signaling receptor complex adaptor activity; kinesin binding; MAP kinase scaffold activity
Source: RefSeq, a predicted model, not a curated record